AUGUCGUGGGGAUUGGGGUGGAAGAGAUCGUCGGAGAGUUUCCGUCUGAGUCUCUGUUACGGCCUGGAUGAUCUAAACGACGAUCCGAUCCAGACGCCGUCGGCGUCUCCGAUGGGAUCUCCAUCAUCGGUUUCAUCUACGUCGUCUUCUCCGUCCGCGGUGGAGGAUCCGGAAUUAGGUUUCCGGAUAGAUUUGGAUUGGACUGCCGGCGAUUCGGAGGAACAGGUGGCGUUGAGACUGGAGUCGCAGCUGAUGGUGGCUCUGCCUGCGCCGCAUGACACUGUGGUGGUCGAAUUGAGUGGCGAUGAAAGUGGAGAGAAUGUUGGAUUGAAGAUGAGAGUUGAGAAACGGAGAGAGCCAUUGCGAGCGGUUACAUUGAUGAAAGCGGCUGGCUCCGGUCAGCAAUACGACGGCGUAGGCGUCUUAACAAGGCUGAUGCGUUCUGAUAUGAUGCCUGCGGCUAUUCCUGCGCCGGUUAUCGACGUCGCUUCUUCCUGUGGCGAACACUGGAAGACUGUGACCUCGCUAAGCCUAUCUGGUUGUGGUUUACUGGUAAUGCCAGUUGAAGUGACUGAGUUGCCUCUUCUUGAGAAGCUAUGCCUUGAGAACAAUAAAUUGUCAGUUUUGCCACCUGAGCUAGGAAAGCUGAAGAACCUCAAAGUUCUUAGAGUUGACAACAACAUGCUUAUAUCUGUUCCAGUGGAACUAAGACAGUGCGUAGGUCUUGUUGAAUUGUCACUGGAACACAAUAAACUCGUCCGGCCUCUUCUUGAUUUCAGGGCGAUGGCUGGGCUACGAAUACUACGGCUUUUUGGUAAUCCCCUUGAAUUCUUACCAGAAAUUUUACCCUUGCAUCAGCUUCGCCACUUGUCUCUUGUAAAUAUAAGGAUUGUGGCUGAUGAGAAUCUAAGAUCAGUAAACGUACAGAUAGAGACAGAAAACACUUCUUAUUUUGGGGCAUCUAGGCACAAGCUAAGUGCCUUCUCUCCCCUUAUAUUCCGUUCUUCGUCUUGUCAUCAUCCUCUUCUAGCAUCGACAUUGGUGAAGAUAAUGCAAGAUGAAGGAAAUCGUUCUGUUAUUGGGAAAGAUGAAAAUGCAGUGAGGCAGCUCAUAAGUAUGAUAACUAGUGACAAUCGCCACGUGGUUGAGCAAGCAUGUGUUGCUUUAUCAUCUCUUGCUCGAGAAGUUGGCGUAGCAAUGCAGCUGAUGAAGUGUGAUAUAAUGAAGCCAACUGAAACUGUUCUGAAAUCUGCGGCCCCAGACGAAGUGAUAUCUGUGCUACAAGUCGUGGUCACCUUAGCUUUUGUAUCUGAUUCCGUUUCUCAGAAGAUGCUCACCAAGGAUAUGCUAAAAGCCUUAAAAUCCUUGUGUGCCCAUAAAAAUCCUGAAGUUCAAAGACAAGCCUUAUUAGCAGUUGGGAACUUGGCCUUCUGUUUGGAAAAUCGUCGUAUUCUGAUUACUUCAGAGAGUUUGAGGGAGUUAUUGAUGCGGUUGACUGUCACACCUGAACCACGAGUCAAUAAAGCUGCGGCUCGAGCUUUGGCAAUUCUUGGAGAAAAUGAUAUUCUGCGACGCUCCAUAAAAGGCAGGCAAGUACCAAAACAAGGACUGCGAAUACUCACAAUGGAUGGAGGUGGAAUGAAAGGUCUUGCAACGGUGCAGAUUCUUAAAGAGAUUGAGAAGGGAAGUGGCAAGCGUAUACAUGAACUAUUUGACCUUAUAUGUGGCACAUCAACAGGAGGAAUGCUUGCCAUUGCCCUUGGUGUCAAGCUUAUGACACUGGAGCAAUGUGAAGAAAUUUACAAGAAUCUAGGAAAGCUUGUGUUUGCUGAACCUGUCCCAAAGGACAAUGAAGCUGCAAGUUGGCGGGAAAAGUUGGAUCAGCUAUAUAAAAGUUCAUCGCAAAGUUUCAGAGUUGUUAUCCAUGGAUCCAAGCAUAGUGCAGACGAGUUCGAGAGACUAUUAAAGGAGAUGUGUGCUGAUGAGGAUGGAGAUCUACUAAUAGAAUCAGCUGUGAAGAAUGUUCCAAAAGUCUUUGUCGUAUCUACUCUUGUUAGUGUGAUGCCUGCGCAGCCAUUUAUAUUCCGGAACUACCAGUAUUCUGUUGGAACACCGGAAAUGUCAUAUGCAUUUUCAGAUCAUUCAGGCGGCAGUACAUUAACUUCAUCAACUGCCAGUGAUCAAGCUGGCUACUACAAGCAAAGUGCUUUUAUGGGAAGCUGUAAGCAUCAGGUUUGGCAAGCAAUACGAGCAUCCUCAGCUGCGCCGUAUUACCUUGAUGAUUUUUCAGUCGAUUCAUACCGUUGGCAAGAUGGUGCAAUAGUGGCAAACAAUCCUACAAUCUUUGCCAUCAGAGAAGCACAACUUCUGUGGCCUGACACAAAAAUUGACUGCUUGGUUUCUAUUGGCUCUGGAUCUGUACCAACAAGGGUACGGAAAGGCGGAUGGCGUUAUUUAGAUACUGGGCAGGUAUUGAUAGAGAGUGCAUGCUCAGUGGAACGGGUUGAAGAAGCUCUAAGCACAUUGCUCCCUUUGUUGCCAGAGAUACAAUACUUUCGGUUCAACCCAGUUGAUGAUCGCUGUGGAAUGGAAUUGGAUGAGACUGAUCCAGCGAUCUGGUUAAAAUUGGAAGCUGCAAUCGAUGAAUACAUACAAAGCAAUUCCCAAGUAUUGAAAAAUGCCUGCGAGAGAUUAACACUCCCCUUCCUAAACGAUGAGAAAUGGUGUGAGAACUUGAAACCACGGUUUAUGAAUGGAAAGCUACCAGACACCAGAGUAGAGAGCAGUCCUUCUUUAGGAUGGAGACGCAAUGUUUUGCUUGUGGAGGCUCAGCAUAGUCCUGACUCAGGGAGAGUGAAGCAUCAUGCUCGUGCACUUGAGUCAUUCUGUUCGAAUAAUGGAAUAAAGUUAUCUUCAUUGCAUGCUACUCCUGGAGGCCCGAAACCAUCUCCAGGAACUGCUUUCCCCACACCAUUUACCUCUCCUCUAAUAAGCGGUAGCUUGCCUUCGAGCCCUCUUCUCUUCACUCCUGAUCAUGGCCCACAAAAGUUCAAUAGAAUUGACAUGGUUCCACCACUUAGCUUGGACGGUCAUGCUGGAAAGACGGUUAUGUCGCCUCCAUCAUCUCCUCCACGGCAAAGACAACUCUAUCUUCCACUACGACAAAUGCAUGAAAAGUUACAGAAUUUGCCUCAAGUAGGGAUCAUACAUCUCGCGCUUCAGAAUGAUUCUAAUGGUUCGAUACUGAGCUGGCAAAAUGAUGUAUUUGUGGUUGCUGAACCUGGAGAGCUCGCUGAUAAGUUUCUCCAGAGCGUCAAAUUCAGUAUACUAUCAGUCAUGCAAAGCAAUCGCAGAAAGGCUGCAGCGAUACUUUCCAACAUCUGCUCAAUCUCGGAUCUGGUUCGUAGCAAGAAAUGCUUCCAGGUUGGGAAUAUCAUCCACCGUUACAUCGGACGCCAAACCCAAGUGAUGGAAGAUGAUCAAGAAAUCGCAGCAUUUAUGUUCCGCAGAACUGUCCCUUCGACACACCUAACUCCUGAUGACAUUCGCUGGAUGGUAGGAGCAUGGAGAGACAGGAUAAUACUAUUCUCAGGAACAUUUGGACCAACACAAGCUGUAGUGAAAGCCUUUUUAGACUCUGGUGCCAAAGCUGUGAUUGGUCCUUCGACCGAACCGCAAGAGACACCGUUAAUCACAUCCCAGGGUUCAUCUGAAUACAACAUCGGAGAGAACGGUAAGUUUGAAAUCGGAGGAGAAGAAGACGAUGAAGAAGAAGAAGAGGAAGCGGAAAGGGAACAGACCGAGCCACCGACACCGACAAGUGACUGGGAAGAUAGUGAUGAUCAUGAGAAGAUGAACAGAGACGAGAACAAGUGUUGUGGACUUUGGGAUGAUGAAGAAGAGGAAGUGUCUGAGUUUGUUUGUCAGUUAUAUGAUCAGUUGUUCAGAGAGAAUUCAAGAGUUGAUGUUGCUCUUCAAAAAGCUCUUGCCUCUCAUCGUAAGCUCAGGUACACUUGUCAUCUUCCCAAUGUAUAG
Messenger RNA from Thlaspi arvense, 4035 nucleotides. Lineage: Eukaryota; Viridiplantae; Streptophyta; Magnoliopsida; Brassicales; Brassicaceae. The record is from the annotation of a GenBank genome assembly.